This is a messenger RNA of Halichondria panicea, 2115 nucleotides long. Its product is annotated as gamma-tubulin complex component 4-like. Gene Ontology annotation, biological process: mitotic cell cycle; cytoplasmic microtubule organization; meiotic cell cycle. The transcript has 12 exons. The record is from RefSeq and is a predicted model, not a curated record. The coding region runs from base 90 to 2033 and encodes 647 amino acids. Lineage: Eukaryota; Metazoa; Porifera; Demospongiae; Suberitida; Halichondriidae. Gene Ontology annotation, molecular function: microtubule minus-end binding; gamma-tubulin binding. Gene Ontology annotation, cellular component: centrosome; equatorial microtubule organizing center; gamma-tubulin complex.
UGGUUUAGCUACUAGCCUCGAAUAGAGGCCGCUUGAAACUUUUGAAGAGGUUGCACCAUAUCCAUAUGAUCCAUAGAUAAAAGUGCACAAUGCUACACCAUGAAGUGCUGAUGGCUCUGGCUGGUUAUCCUGGUAAUUUGCUCAUGUUGUCCAAAGACUCAGGGGAACUUGAGAUUGUUCCAGGGCUGCCAUUCAUUCAUCCCAGUGAGAGAGAGCUACUGAACAGAAUAUGCCGACUUGGCACAUACUACAUGCACCUCAAAGAAUUUAUAUCGGAACAGAACAAAGCAAUUUUCCGUCUUGUGUCCCCUGUCUCCAGGGACUCUGGCUGUCUGCUUUACUUGAAAUCUUUGGCGUUUGGUUUGGACAGUAUGCUCAAUGAGUAUCGGCAACAUCUGGUCAAGCAGGAGCAAAAAUUCGUACGUGAGCCCCACCUACCCCUGUCCCACCUGACCUCCUCACUAGAGCGUUAUCAGACCCUUCUUCCAUCACUGGACGAUGCUGUCAACCACAUCGUGCAGGGCAAGCUAAGGGGGGGGCAGAUAUUGAGUUACUUGCACAACUGCUGCUCUAGUGGAGUGCCAGAUAUUCAGAAAGCUUAUGAGAGGAUCCUAGCUAGUUGUCAUGGAGUCUUUUACAAGCAGCUGUCAGCAUGGAUGCUACAUGGACUUCUCCCAGAGAAUGAAGAGUUUUUCAUAGUGCCUACCUCACAGAUGAAAGAGGACACUGCUGGCAGUUCAGAAGAUGAAGUGGAAUCUCUCACUAGAGACAAGAGGAAGAGUGGGGAUGCAAAGAAAGCCGUGGGACUAGGGGAUUCCAAUAGUCUAUACACCAUCUGUCAUUCUUUGGUGCCUUCCUAUCUGCCCAUGAGGGUUGUUGAAAAGAUCCUGUUUGUGGGCGAGGCUGUUCGGAUAUUCCAAAUGAGAGCUCAUGGCAAACGUGAUCUGUCUACCCUGUUAACUGUUGCAGGUUCUGAGUUGAGGUCUGACCAGCUCCGGUUCAGCCAGCUGUUUGCUGACUUACGGAGGGAGCCAGUGUUCAAACUGAGGGACUUCGAGAGUGCUGUGGAUAGGAUACGAGACAGUGUGGCUGAGCGACUCUGGAAACUGUUGGUAGAGGACUCGGGUCUUGUGGCACACCUCCAGGUUAUCAAGGAUUUCUUUCUACUGGGACGAGGAGAACUGUUCUUGACAUUCUUCGAUCUUGCUCAUUCGUUCCUCAAGUCUCCACCCACACCCACCACCAGUCAUGAUGUGAAUGUGGCAUUUCAGCAGGCCAUGCUGAAGGUGAACAUAGAAAAAGAGGAGCUGAUGAAGCAGUUUCAACUCACCCUGCCUCAGACUAGAGCCCCGAGGGGAGAUGGUGGGCGUGGUGAGGGUGUGAAAGAGGCGUGGCAACUCCUCGGAAUGUCCCACACUGUAGAAUGGCCCCUGCACAUUCUCUUUACACCACUGAUACUAGAAAAAUACAACACUAUAUUCCAGUUCCUGUUGCUGCUACGACGUACUCAAAUCAGACUGCAGCAGAGCUGGACCGUCUUUAUGCAGCACCGGGAGAGGGUGGACGAGUUGAGGCGGGUCAGUGAACUCAGGACACACAUGGGCUUCCUCGUUGAUAGCCUCCUGUACUAUGUGCAGGUGGAUGUGCUAGAGUCUCAGUUCUCCGUGCUAUUGGAAAAGGUUAACUCCACCCACGACUUCGAGUCUAUUAAACAUGCUCACGAGAGCUUCGUCACUGCCAUUCAGUCACAGCUCUUCUUGACACAGCCAACAGUGCACCAGUGCGUACUGGAGAUCACUGGCCUUUGUAACUCAUUCAACUCAGUCAUCGAAGGCAGGAGUGACCUCUCUCUCACACCCCAAGACAAAGAGAAGAUGGAUCGCAUUACAAAAGACUUCAACCGACAAGCCUCUUAUUUCUUCCGUAUUGUAUCGAGCGUGCACAGUCACCAGUCCUCCUCUCACCUGGCCCAGCUGCUGCUAAGAGUCGACUACAACAAAUACUUUAGCACAGCCAUGGCACAUCACACUUGACCUUAUAGGACAAACACUUAAAAAUAUUCAUUCCCUCACCAUUGUAUAAUUAUGCCACAUAAUCGGAAUUAUUGAUUUUGAA